Messenger RNA from Hemicordylus capensis (graceful crag lizard), 3707 nucleotides. RefSeq names its product GTPase IMAP family member 8-like. Gene Ontology annotation, molecular function: GTP binding. The record is from RefSeq and is a predicted model, not a curated record. The coding region runs from base 244 to 2301 and encodes 685 amino acids. NCBI's taxonomy places the organism in Eukaryota, Metazoa, Chordata, Lepidosauria, Squamata, Cordylidae. The transcript has 4 exons.
CACACAUACCGACCUCCAUCUGGCCGAUGGAAGGUGAUAAGACUAAACGAUUGAUGAAAACCUUGACAACUGGAUUAGUCAGGCGUUUUCCUUCCGGACACCAUAUUGCUUCCCAAUAAUUUUUUUUCUGAUGCAAUACCCAGCCAGCUGUGUGGCCCCCUCCAACCACAGGGUGGGAUGGCAACUCACUCUCUUCAUUCUUGUGCUCUUUUCCUAUUCAGAAAGUUGUCAACAGACUGAGCAAUGGCUGGAUUCUGCCGACUCUUGACAGAAUGCAUGGGAAGUUGUUUCCCCUGCUGUAGCUCAGCUAGUGUAGCUGCAGCCACAGAAGAGAGCAGUGGUGGAACCCGAAGUCCUCCAGAGGAUACAAAGGACCUCAGCAGUGCUGCAUCAGAACUACGGAUCAUCCUUGUUGGGAAGACAGGGGGAGGGAAAAGUGCCACAGGAAACACCAUUCUGGGUAAAGAUGAAUUUAAGUCCAAGCUUUCACUAAAGCCUGUGACUGAGACUUGUAGGAGAGAAAUCCGGGAGAAGAAGUGGAAGGGGAAGCAAGUGGUUGUCAUUGACACUCCAGUGAUCGUUGACACCAUCAUUAAAGGUCCGCAGAAGUCUCAGGAGAUCCAGAAUUGCCACCGUCUGGCCCGGCCAGGCCCCCAUGCUCUGGUGUUUGUGAUCCAGGUGGGCCGUUUCACAAGGGAAGACAAUAAAGCUGUGAAGAGGGUAUGGAAGGUCUUUGGCAAGAAGGCUGCAAAGUACACGGUUGUCUUAUUCACCCACAAAGAAGACUUGGAUGGGAAACUCCUGCAAGACUAUAUAGAGGAGUCAAACAACAGGGCCCUUCAGGCCUUGCUCAGAAAGUGUGGGGACCGUUACUGUGCUUUCAACAACAGAGCAACGAGAGAGGAACAGGACACCCAGGCUGAAGAGCUGCUCUUGCAAAUUGAGAAGAUGAUGCAGGAGAAUCGAGAGAAGCCAUAUCUCAAGCCGCUUCCCAGGGGGCUGACGGGGAGGACAACAGAAAGGAAACCAGAUAAAGAGGACAUGGGCAAGGAAGAAUUGCCAAAGCAUUGUGAGAAGAGGGCAAUGGAAAGUAAGGCAGAGGAGGAAGAAUUGGGCACAGAAGAAUUGCCAAGAGAGGAGGAGACAAAUGUUCAUGAGGAAAGGAAGAUAUCAAAUGAUGAAUUCACAGAGUCUGAGGAUGUCAGCAGCUUCCCCAUGGAAUCAGAAUGGUGUAUUGUCCUUGUUGGAAAGUCAGGAGGAGGAAGAAGCACCACAGGAAACACCAUCCUGGGUGAAGAGAAGUUUGAGUCCAAACUUUCUCCAAAGUCAGUGACCCAGGUUUGCAGGAAAGAGAAACGGGCAGAGGAGUGGGAGGGGAAGCAAGUGGUUGUGGUUGACACUCCAGCCAUGUUUGACGCCAACAUUAAAGACCCCCAGAAGUCCCAGGAGAUCCAGCAUUGCCUCCAUCUGGCCAGGCCAGGCCCCCACGCUCUGGUGUUUGUGACCCAGGUUGGUCGUUUCACAGAGGAAGACAGCGUGGCCCUGAAGCAGGUGGAGAAGAUCUUUGGCCAGGAGGCCACAAAGUACAUGGUCAUCUUAUUCACCCGCAAAGAAGACCUGGAUGGGGAACAUCUGCAAAACUAUAUAAAGGAGUCAAAGAACAAGCCCCUUCAGGACUUGGUCAGAAAGUGUGGGGACCGUUGCUGUGCUUUCAACAACAGAGCAACGAGAGAGGAACGGGACAGCCAGGCUGAAGAGCUGCUCUUGCAUAUUGAGAAGAUGAUGCAGGAGAAUCGAGAGAAGCCAUAUCUCAAGCUGCUUCCCAGGGGGCUGACGGGGAGGACAACAGAAAGGAAACCAGAGAAAGAGGGCAUGGGCAAGGAAGAAUUGCCAAAGUAUUGUGAGAAGAGGGCAAUAGAUAGUAAGGCAGAGGAGGAAGAACUGGGCACAGAAGACUUGCCAAGUGAUUUGGAGGCAAAGAACAGGCCUCUGCAGGACUUGGUCGGAAAGUGUGGGGACUGUUGCCAUGCUUUCAACAACAUAGUGACAGGGGAGGAACGGAAUGUCCAAGCUGAAGAGCUGCUCUCUCCAAUUGAGAAGAUGGUACAAGAGAAUCGGGAGGAGCCGCGUCUCAUGCUACUUCCCAGGGAGAUGAAGGGGAGGGUAGCAGAAAGGAAACCAGAGGAAGAGGAAAUGGAAAGGGAAGAAUUGCCAAGGGAUUGUGAGAAUCAAGAGGAACUGCAUCUUGAGAGCCAUGAUGCCCCAGCUUCAAAACCCAGGAGUGGCCACUCUGAAGAAUAGGGUGCAAGGGGUCCCAGAGGAUUUUUUAGGAUGCUUUGGUACCAUGGCCCAUGAGAGAGCCAUGGUGUGUCGGCCAAGAGUUCGCUUUAGUGAGUGGCCUGGCUCUUGUGCUGGAGUCCUCAUCCCAUCCAGCCCCACCUCCCCCAUGUUCAUAUGCUUGAUUACUGGUCCCAGAAGCCCUUUCUCCAUUCACUCCAACCUUUCACUGCCAUGCAACCAGUAAUCUGGAGGAGGGUGGAAUACAGGGACCUGUUGAGGCUCUCGCAAUCCUUGCUUCAUCUGUUCUUCAGUGACAUGGUUCAGGCCAAGUUGCACAGCCUCAGCCCACAGGGUGUGGUGGACCCCAGCCCCUCCCACUGUGGGUGCCCCAUCCCGAAGAGAGCUAAUGGUGUGCCGUGAUUGGCACCAGAGCUAACUGAAAUGCUAAUCUGACUGAAUGUCUGUUGCUUCUCAGCUAAUGAAGAAGAGCUUGCCGCAAAAACCAAGAUGUCUUAGUUUUAUGUGUUCCUGCAGGAUGCAUCUGGCUGAGGCUGCUAACUGUGCCAAAACUUCAGGGUUGUGUUUGAUGCAAUCCAACUCCUCUUCUGAACUCAUGGUCUGAAUUCAUCCAGGGGUGGGAUUCUGAACUAACUUGGGCUCUACAGGGACUUGGGAACAAUGGUUCAGGUUUUGGUCUAGCUUUUAAAAAAAAAGAAAAAAAAGAAUGAGUCUCUCUCUUUUUCACCUGGCAAUCUUAUGUGUUUAGUAGGUGAAUCUGUCAUUUACAUAAGGAACUUUAAGUAUAGGUAACCCUUCCUGGCAAAACACAAAAUAUUUUGAGAAAACAUGGCCUGAAAGCUAAUGUAAUUUGUACAGCACCCAUGAAGCUGAAAUAGCAUCUGGUUAAGUCCAGGCUUUAUGACAGUAAGUGUGAGAGAGGGGAGGAUUGUUUGAUUUGUGAGAAGGAAGAGGGUUGUUGCCAAAUUAAAGGAACAGUGUAUAAGAUUGUAUGUCUGGAAUGUGAAGAAUCUUACGUUGGGGAGACGCCUGUUAAAACGGUACUAAGAGUGUUUGGCAGACAUGCAACAUAAAAAUCGAUUGAAACCCUGGGCAAGGCAUAUGAAAGAAAAACAAAGGGAGAUGAGUUUAUUUUGGCUAUUGAACUUAAUAAGUAAAGCUUAAGAUAAGGGGCCAUGUAUAUUGAAUAGCUGCAACCAACUAUUAAUGCUAGGGAAGAAAUGAAUGAGGUAAUGAAAUGUAUUGGUCUAUAAAAGGGUUAACAUUUGUUCUGUAGAGUCAUCUCCUCCCUCUCCUGUUCUUGGAUUGGUUAUUUAGCCUCAGUUACUGUAUUUAAUCUUAAGGGUCAUGUUUGUAAGAUCUUUGUUUUAUUUGUUUUAUUUAUGCAUUAAAAGAGGUCUUAAAUCUUG